Messenger RNA from Pterocles gutturalis (yellow-throated sandgrouse), 627 nucleotides. It is a transcript of the gene ACBD6, whose product is annotated as acyl-CoA binding domain containing 6. The transcript has 7 exons. Gene Ontology annotation, molecular function: protein binding; fatty-acyl-CoA binding. The annotation marks the transcript as partial. The record is from RefSeq and is a predicted model, not a curated record. Lineage: Eukaryota; Metazoa; Chordata; Aves; Pterocliformes; Pteroclidae.
GUGAAAUUUGGAACCUGUAACACUCCCAAGCCAGGCUUCUUCGAUUUUGAGGGAAAGCAGAAAUGGGAGGCUUGGAAAGCCCUGGGAGACACCAGCCCUCAUCAAGCUAUGCAGGAGUAUGUUGCUACAGUGAAAAAACUGGACCCCAGUUGGAAUCCCCAGACGACAGAGAAGAGAGGAAAGGAAAGCAAAACUUCAUUUGGAGGCCCAGUUGUCAGCUCAUUAUAUCAAGAAGAAACAAUCAGGGAAGAGGACAAGAACAUUUUUGAUUACUGCAGAGAAAACAACAUUGACUAUGUAACUAAAGCCAUUCGAUCCAAAAAAGUGGAUGUGAAUGUCACAGAUGAGGAGGGCCGGGCUCUGCUCCACUGGGCGUGCGACAGAGGACACAAGGAGCUGGUUUCAGUACUGUUACAGCACGCUGCUGACGUUAACAGCCAGGAUGGGGAGGGCCAGACUGCACUCCAUUACGCUGCUGCCUGUGAGUUUUUGGAUAUCGUGGAGCUGUUGCUGAAGUUGGGAGCGGACCCUACACUCCGGGACCAGGAGGGCUGCUUGCCAGAGGAGGUGACAGACUGUAAAGCCAUCACUUCUGCUCUGCAGCAGCACACCGCCGGCAAGACCUAA